Molecule: messenger RNA, 615 nt
Organism: Acanthosepion pharaonis
Lineage: Eukaryota; Metazoa; Mollusca; Cephalopoda; Sepiida; Sepiidae
Source: the annotation of a GenBank genome assembly
AUGCGCAUAGCACUCCCCACACCCGUGACGUUGCCCACCCCUUAUCCACUUCAUAUACACAGCUCAGCGCAUCCAUACAUACAUACAGAUACACACACACACACUCUCUCUCUCUCUGUUUCUCUCUCUCCCUGUGUCUAUUUCUCUUUCUUUCUUUCUUUCUUUCUUUCUUUCUUUCUUUCUUUCUUUCUUUCUCGUUCUCUGUCUAUCUGCCUGUUUCUCUUUCUUUCUUUCUUUCUUUCUCGCCGUCUCUCUUUCUUUCUUUCUUUCUUUCUUUCUUUCUUUGUCUACAUGUAUGUUUCUCUCUCUUUCUUUCUCUAUCUGUCUGUUUCGCUUUCUUUCUCUCUCUCUCUCUUUCUUUCUUUGUCUAUCUCUCUCUCUUUCUUCCCAUCUCUCUCUCUCUCUCUCUCUCUCUCUCUCUCUCUCUCUCUCUCUCUCAGUCAGAGGCGUGAAAUCUUUAAUAUCGGCGUCCACGGUCGUUGUUUUAAUCUACCCUGCCCCACCUUAAUUUACCUCCUCCGCCACCCCCCACCUCUCUCGAAAUUUUUAAGCAUCCACAGCCGCCAUUCGUUUUUAUCCCUCUCCGUUUUUUUUUCUUUUAUAAACUGCAAAUAA